AUGACUUCAAUAACUUCUAAAAACAAGAAAAAAGUUUUGUCAGCAAGCAAUAAGGACGUUAAUACAAAUGUAAAACUCCAUGUUACUAUACGUCCAGAAUCGACCACAUUAAAACAAAGUAAUUUGCCCAUUAAGAUGAUUGCAUCUGAAUCAACUUUAACUCAUAAAGAAAUAACUCAAACAAUUAUUGACCUUUCUGAUGACCUUACUGAAUCUACUAAAGAUCUAGACGUGGAAACUACCCAAGAAGAACCACAAAAAAUUGAAGUUUCUAUGCCACCAAUUAAAGGUACUAAACGUAAAAAGCAGGUCUUGAAAAAAGAAGUUAAAUCAAAUGAUGAUGCCAAGUGGACAGAUAGCGAAAUUAAAAUAUUGCUUGAGUUUUGGAAAGAAAAUUUGGAAGAAUGGAAAUGGGGAAAGGUGAAGGUUUAUCAAAAAAUUAUAAGUGAAAACGUGUUACCAGGUCGUACUCUUGAUCAAAUUAGAAAUAAGGUUGGAAAAUUGCAUGAAACAUAUUUGCAAAAAAAGAAAAAAGCUAAUUCUACUGGUGAAGGUAGUGUAGAAUGGAUUUGGUUCUCACAAAUGGAAGAAAUUUUGUCACAGAGUAAAGCUAUCAACCCGGAUUAUGUUACAGAUUCAACUUCAAAUUCUCCUCCUAUUUCUGAUGGCGAAAAUUCAGAUAAUAAAGAAAAUUAUAAAGCCGAUGAAACACGAAAAAAGAAAAGAAAAUCAACAGGAAUUGAAGGUAUAUCUGGGGUAAUUGCAGCAAUAGGAGAAUCAAGGGAUAGGUUUUAUGAAAAAAAACUAGACUUAGAGGAGCGUGAAAGCCAAAAGAAAUUCGAAUUGGAGGAAAAGAAAUUAAUUCAGCAAUACGAGUUGAAAAAGAGUAAAUUGGAGAUAGAAAGAUUGCGUGCUGAAAAUGAGAAGGUUAAAUUAGAGUUGGAAAUGUUGAAAUUUCGCAAAAAUAAUGAAUGA
Molecule: messenger RNA, 975 nt
Organism: Rhizophagus irregularis DAOM 181602=DAOM 197198
Lineage: Eukaryota; Fungi; Glomeromycota; Glomeromycetes; Glomerales; Glomeraceae
Source: RefSeq, a predicted model, not a curated record